Colletotrichum karsti is the source of this 1278-nucleotide messenger RNA. RefSeq lists its product as uncharacterized. The coding region runs from base 1 to 1278 and encodes 425 amino acids. The transcript has a single exon. The record is from RefSeq and is a predicted model, not a curated record. NCBI's taxonomy places the organism in Eukaryota, Fungi, Ascomycota, Sordariomycetes, Glomerellales, Glomerellaceae.
AUGUCGACUAUACCGCGCCUACUCGGCCUCCCGCAAGAGGUUCGAGAUCAUAUAUGGGAUAUACUGGGCCACAAUGACGAUUACACCGCCCUCAUACAUACCUGUUCCCAGAUUCGAUCAGAGGUUCUGGACCGCCUGCCGCAUCGUCGCCUUCUUUGCCACUGCCACCGGCAAGAACAGCGGAUCCCCCAUUGGAAGCCCGACUGCCAACGUCUCGUCAACGUCGACAAACUGAGCAUCAUCGUCGGGCCGGGAGACAUCAACAAAUCCUACCUGAGAAUCGAAGCCGUCUGGAAAGCGCAAGAAGCACCUAAUACAUUCCGUCUCAGGAAGUCGGUCUGGUCCGUAAGAAACCGGUGGUCUAUCUUCGCCAAGGUCCUCAAGUAUUACGAGGCUAAGGAAACAGUCGUCGUGUUCGAGGCCCCCCGCAGCAGUUUCCGCUCCGUCGGCCUGCUCAUCGCCCUAGCCAAGAUGUGCGAAACGAUGCCCGUCAUCGACCUCCUCGACGGAGAGCUGGGCGACCUCAGUAUACAUUUCAGCGAAGACGGCCCAGGGACUACGGCCUUCUGGGAGCGUCGUGUGGAGACCGACUACCGUUCAAGUGCGACAAGCAGAGACACUCAACCGCUGUUCUACGAGUGCAUGAUUAUCCCUUUCCUAUACGACAAUAACAGGGGUCCGUACGACACAAGAAUCACUUUUGAACGCCCGCCGGCGAACAAGAGCCUAUUGUUGAAGCAGUCUCCGAGACAACCCGGUCUCGAAGAGCUGAAUUGGCUUGCUGUAGAGAGCUGGAUGGGUCAUGAAGAAUGGGGCCAGGGACUUGCACGCGCAAUUUCGGAAGAUUACGUUCUUCAAGGUGGCAUCGCCCUGAGAUGGAGGCGACGCAUGGGAUUCGUGUUCUGGAGCGUCAGGGGCUUCCCCGAGCUCAUCGAUAACGUGUUCGAAUUCUAUGAGAGGUUGAGAUCGAUUAUCGGGGGCCUCGUCCGCAGCGCCCUUCAAUAUGACUCUCCGUUUCAAGAGAAUCCCACCCGUGAGUUGAAAGACUUACGACGUCGUUUUCGGAAGUCGCCCCGCGGCGAGGAGGCCAAACCGGAGGGUCCAGAAGAACCAGAAUAUUUUUCUAGGUUCACCCACGUCCUGGAGGAGCACUUUGUCCAGUGGGCUUCGACAACCUCCAAAUUCGAAUUGUGCGGGUAUUGCUGCUAUGGAAAGAGGCAAAGCUGGGGGGCCAGGUGCAGGUCUCCCACUCGCUCCGAUUCCGGUCAUUCCGUGUAG